This is a messenger RNA of Cryptococcus wingfieldii CBS 7118, 1686 nucleotides long. RefSeq lists its product as hypothetical. Gene Ontology annotation, molecular function: nucleobase transmembrane transporter activity. Gene Ontology annotation, biological process: nucleobase transport; transmembrane transport. Bases 1 to 1686 code for a protein of 561 amino acids. The record is from RefSeq and is a predicted model, not a curated record. Lineage: Eukaryota; Fungi; Basidiomycota; Tremellomycetes; Tremellales; Cryptococcaceae. Gene Ontology annotation, cellular component: plasma membrane. The transcript has 11 exons.
AUGAACCUCAAAGCCUUAUUGAAAAAGCUCGAAGUGGAUAAUCAUGGGGAGCAGGUCAACGUGGAGGGGCAAUUCAUCAAUCAAGAUACCAUCCCUCAGCCCAAGUCUAAGCGUAACUAUGGCCCUUGGAGCUUCGUAGGGAUCUGGAUGGUCACUGGCUCCUUCAAUAUCGGCGGUUAUACAACGGGAUCAUCUCUGAUAUCUCUCGGACUCAACGUCUGGCAAGCUAUGCUCGUCGUCAUCAUCGGACAUAUCAUCAACGGCUUCAUCUGCGUCGGAACAGGCUGGCCAGGUGGAAAAUACCACAUUGGGUAUCCGAUUCUUCAAAGGGCAGCAUGGGGAACCAGAGGCGCCGACUUCGUGAUCGCUCUCCGUAUCGUCCUCACCUUUACCUGGAUUGCCAUUCAACUCUGGUGGGGUUCUCAAGUGGUCAAGACUUUCAUCGGUGCUAUUUGGCCUUCCUUCUACAACCUUGCUACUCCUCUCGCCUCCGGUACCAUGGUCGUCUCGGACUUUGUAGCCUUCAUCCUCUACGCCCUGAUCUGCGCGCCCCUAGUCUUCUUUAGACCCCAAAAGUACCACCUCUUCUUUGCCGUAAGCUCGGUGGCUAUGGUCGUUUGUGUGUUUUCGAUGCUUGGGUGGGCUGUGGGGACCGCAGGAGGGCCAGGAGCCUUGGUGCAUGAUACGUCGGCUUUGGCUGGUGUCCAACCUGCCAAGGGGUCUGACCUUGGAUACGCGUUCGUCUUUGGUAUCAGCAGCAUGCUCGGAGGUCUCUCUGUCCACCUCCUUCAUCAAUCUGACUACACACGGCUCGCCCGCAAACCAGGCGACCAAGUCUUGUCACAACUCGUCAUCGUUCCCCUCGGCACAAUCCUCAACUCUCUUAUCGGCAUCAUCGUCACCUCCUGCGCUGCCCAGCUCUAUCCAUCCGAGGGUCUCCUCUGGGAACCGUUCGACCUAUUCCAGGUUGUACAGUCUGAUAGCGGGAACAGCGGGAGAACAAGGUGUGCGGUGGCAUUUGCGAGUUUGGCUUUCAUCUGCGGACAGCUGGGUUUGACGGUGUGCGGUAAUACCUUUGCGGGUGGUAUUGAUCUGGCUGGGCUGUUCCCUCGGUACUUUACUAUUCGCCGCGGAGCGUACCUCACCCUCUGCAUGGGCUUUGUGAUGCAACCAUGGUCUCUCCUCAACGGCGCUAGCCAGUUCCUAACAGUCAUCUCUGCCUUCUCUACCUUCCUCGCUCCAAUGAUCGGCAUUCUCAUAGCCGACUUCUUUAUCCUCCGCCACCGCCGCCUCUCCCUCCUCAACCUCUUCACAAACUCUCCCAAAUCCAUCUACUGGUCAUUCCACGGCGUCAACAUCCGGACAUUCGGGUGCUGGCUGACUGGUGUCAUCCCUUUCUUGCCGGGGUUUGCGAGUAAUGUGGAGAGGAGCGGGCUUACGGGGGCUAUAAGGCUCUACCGACUUGGCUUCAUUGUCGGUUUCGCCAUCGGCUUUGUCACAUACCUCCUCGUCAACCUCGUCUGGCCUCCUGCUUCACCCGACCUCGAAGACGACGAAGACCACUUCGGCACCUUUGAUGACGCUCCGACGGAAGACGUUGAGCGACAGCAGGUGGGAACGGACGAGGAGAAAGAGGACGCAGGUGAGAAGGGGUCGAGCGCGUCUGUCCAAGUGCUUGGGGCUUGA